Messenger RNA from Helianthus annuus (common sunflower), 579 nucleotides. RefSeq lists its product as uncharacterized. The record is from RefSeq and is a predicted model, not a curated record. Bases 1 to 579 code for a protein of 192 amino acids. NCBI's taxonomy places the organism in Eukaryota, Viridiplantae, Streptophyta, Magnoliopsida, Asterales, Asteraceae. The transcript has a single exon. Gene Ontology annotation, molecular function: catalytic activity.
AUGAAUUUUUUAUCUUUGAACACUAAGGGGGCUGGCGGUUUUUCGAAGGCCGAUUGGGUUAAAAUGCUCAAGGCUAAGCACAGAAUAUCCUUCAUAGCGAUUCAAGAAAGUCAGCUUACCACUAUGACAGAUAUUCAACUUAAUCGGUUUUGGGACAAUACGUCGUGUGGGAAAGCUGUGGUGAACGCUAACGGUAGAUCGGGAGGGUUAUUUUUGGUUUGGAAUUCUAACCUAUUCUCGGCUGAAGAAGUGGUCAUGACUCAAUUGUUCAUUAUGGUGAGAGGUCUCUUGUUGGGGGAAGUCGAGCGACUGAACAUUGUAAAUGUUUAUGCUCUAGUUGAUCCUAGCUCUAGGUGCAAUUUGUGGCCAGAUUUGGUGCCGCUUAGGGAAUCGUUUGACGGGAAAUGGAUUUUUCUAGGGGAUUUUAACGAGGUAAGGGCUGCCGAAGAACGUAUGAAUUCGGUUUUCUAUUCGUGCAAUGCCCUUUCUUUUAACAACUUCAUUGGGGAGACAGGUCUUAUGGAAUACUCGAUGGCGGGGAAAAAUUCACUUUUCUUUCAUCUGAUGGUAGAAAGUUGA